Messenger RNA from Odocoileus virginianus texanus, 2759 nucleotides. NCBI's taxonomy places the organism in Eukaryota, Metazoa, Chordata, Mammalia, Artiodactyla, Cervidae. The record is from RefSeq and is a predicted model, not a curated record.
GUCGGCCGGAGGCCUCCUCCCCGGGCUUCGCGGCGCCGUGGGAAUGCGGGCGAGGCCCGUGCGCGCGUGAGCGACGAUGGGGACGCAGGGCAGCCCGGUCAAGAGCUACGACUACCUGCUCAAGUUCCUGCUGGUGGGCGACAGCGACGUGGGCAAGGGCGAGAUCCUGGAGAGCCUGCAGGACGGCGCGGCCGAGUCCCCGUACGCCUACAGCAACGGGAUCGACUACAAGACAACCACCAUCCUGCUGGACGGCCGGCGGGUCAAGCUGGAGCUCUGGGACACCUCGGGCCAGGGCCGGUUCUGCACCAUCUUCAGGUCCUACUCGCGGGGUGCACAGGGAAUCCUGCUGGUGUAUGACAUCACCAACCGCUGGUCCUUUGACGGCAUUGACCGGUGGAUCAAAGAGAUCGACGAGCACGCACCCGGAGUCCCCCGGAUCCUGGUGGGGAACCGGCUGCACCUAGCCUUCAAGCGGCAAGUUCCAACAGAGCAGGCGCGCGCCUACGCGGAGAAGAACUGCAUGACCUUCUUCGAGGUCAGCCCGCUGUGCAACUUCAACGUCAUCGAGUCCUUCACUGAGCUGUCCCGCAUCGUGCUCAUGCGGCAUGGCAUGGAGAAGAUCUGGAGGCCCAACAGAGGGCGCUCCUACUCGCUGGCCAGUGGGGCUGGGGGCGGCGGCAGCAAGGGCAACAGCCUCAAGCGGUCCAAGUCCAUCCGGCCGCCGCAGAGCCCCCCCCAGAACUGCUCGCGCAGCAACUGCAAGAUCUCCUAGCCGCGGGGGGCUCAGCCUGGGAAUGCUCCUGGCGGGCUCUGGGCCCCGUGCUGUGUGUCGGGGACUUUGGCCACACAGCCCCUCCUGGGAGGCAUGGGGGACGCACCUGGUAGGCUGGUGGUCUCGGCCAGACCAGCUGCACAGGACAGCGGGGACCAUGCUGUGCAGAUGCUGGCGGAACACGCCGGGACCCCGAGGAGCGGCUGAGAAGGGCCCUGAGGAGGCUGUGCCUGGCGAUGGCCUGAGGACUGGGGCCAGGCCCCCUUUCUUAUUUAUGUAAAGGAUGGUUGACCCGUUUUGUACAUUUUUAAAGGACCAGCAGGGAAGCCUCUGUGCAGCCACGCAGUGAGCGCACAGCUGCUGAGGGGACGAGCCCGGGGACACUGGGGGAGGGUGGUGAGGCUGAGGCCAGAAGAGAGCCACCAUCCAGGCUUGAGUCUGAACUCACAGUGCACUUCACACGGGGCAUGGCCAUGGGGUCCAGCGGGGGUCACGGGGACCCCCAGCUGCACUGUCGGCCUCUGAGCAUGGUGGUCGGUGUGCCUGCCCCAGGAUGCUGGGCUGCAGCUUCCAGGGCUCCCACUAGCCCUCCUGGAGGACAGUCCUGACCUGUGGGAUCAGGGCUAGGGGUGACUCAGAGGUCUCAGGUUUCUUGGAAAAGGAAGUGGGCAUACCCCCAUGUCCCUCCCCCGUGCCCUCUCCCCACUCGGGGGCUGGCAGCCUUGUGUGAUUCUGCACCUUCAGUUCCGUUUGUACCUGUUGCCACGUGAAGUUGGCUUGGCCUCUCUCCGAAUUGAGGACACAGCUGUUUGUAGGCAGGCAGUGCUUGCUGGGCCAUGAGGCCAGGGUAGGUCUGGGCCGAGCCAAUCCCACUUGCCCUGGAGUUUCUAGACCCUACUCUGGCCAGCUUCAGUUUCCUGACCUUGGGUGGGAUCCCAUAGCUGCUCCUCACCCAGACUCACCUCUCUGUGAGGUCACACGUCACAAGAACCUUCCUCGCCCGUUUUUUCGUGGUGGACACUGAGCCCCUCCUCGAGGACCCACCAGCCAGCCUGAGCUGGAAGCUUAGCUUCCUUCCGUCCACCUGGCUGGUGACGUGACCACAGGUCACACUGGUGCUCAACUCUACCUCCUGCCUGUGGGCUCCUCCCUGGCCUGUGACCCCUUGAUCAGGACUUCUGUGGUGGGUGCCCCGGGGGCUGCUGUCCUGAGAGGUGAGGUGGGGGGGGGGCCGCAGCAUCUGUGGACGGGUGCCCGGCUGCCAGCAGGGCCUGCGGAGGAGGCCCACCCUUCCCGUCUGCCAGUGGGCACCCCUUUGGACUGUUUGGAGGGAACGGACGGCCCUGCGUUCACCGUGUCAACACUACCCCUGCUGCUGUCCAUAGUUGCUGGACGGUCCUGCAUUCACCGUAUCAACACUACCCUUCGCUGCUGUCCACACCCGCACCAUUCCUGGGCUUGUCUUGGGACGGUUUUCAUUUCUUUGUUCAGUAAACAUAAUUCAGCUCUGGUCUCUUGGCUGCAUUGGGAGGGAAUGAAGGUCUGGCUCUAACGGGCUGGGCUGGGUGGCAGAUGGCACUGCAGACGGCUGCUUUGUCCUCAGUCUCUUCCGCACCUGGGGUGUCUCCUGGUGUUUGGACCAGACCAGGCUCUUGGGACCCUGCCUCUCAAGUCAGCAGGUCAGACGCAGGGCGGCAGGAUGUUUUCCUGUAGGUCUCAGAGUGGGUAGUCCAGCGCCUGGGCCCUGAUCUGCCCCUGCCCAUGAGGGGCUUCCUGCCUGCUGGGAGGGUGACUCCCUGUUGCGGGGCCUAUAGGGGACGGGCCAUGGCCUUUGGGUCCUGGCUGUUCUUAAGCUCUCCUGGGACUCUUCUCAGGGUGCUCCUAGAUGCCCUUGGUUUCUCUCAGGACUGCACGGCCCCACGUAGGGCCAUACAUGGCCACUGAGUCUCAAGUCAGUACAAGUAAACACUCAGCCUGUCUAGUG